This is a messenger RNA of Aspergillus clavatus NRRL 1, 1983 nucleotides long. Its product is annotated as zinc-binding alcohol dehydrogenase family protein. Lineage: Eukaryota; Fungi; Ascomycota; Eurotiomycetes; Eurotiales; Aspergillaceae. The record is from RefSeq and is a predicted model, not a curated record. The transcript is spliced from 4 exons. Bases 1 to 1983 code for a protein of 660 amino acids. Gene Ontology annotation, molecular function: oxidoreductase activity, acting on NAD(P)H.
AUGUGCAAAUACACCUACCACCACUACCCUAACUGCGGCCACAUCGGCUCCUUCACCAUCGACAGCUGCGUCUACUUCCUCAACGCCCUCCGCACCGACACCUGGGCCGGCGCAGACCCCAAGUCCUGCACCAACGUCCGCGAGCACCACGACCUGCUCAACACCACCAACGCCGUCUACUGCGGCCAGUGCGAGCGCGAUUGGAACCAGCGCCUCCUCAAGGACGGCAUCGAAGCCAUCCUCCACGGCCCACGGCCCUCCCACAGCCCCAUCGAAGGUCUCGGUCUGCCGAGCCCCAUCCUUACCACCCAGAUGGCCAUGCAUCUCUCCCAGGGCCCGGCCUUCGACCACACUUUUCUCAAUCUCGACUCUGACAAGGAGUCCACGGCAAGUGCUGCCAGCACCCCGAAACCCAGGUUCCCGACUCUGCACAUCCCCCCUCCGCCCUCUCUCCCGGCCGCACGCGCCAACCCCCAGGGACUGUGCCGCGACGGCAUGAACCUCGACACCCCACACGGUGAGACCAGUGCAGCCCACGGCUCCGAAAUCAAUGACUACGAGCUCGUCGAUACUGACAUGGUAGCCCCCCAGAUGAUAUCUCCAUUGAUUAAGUUCGAGGACGAUGAAAACGACGACGAUGACGACUUCGAGAGCGUCGCGGCCUCCGACUCCGACUGCGCCGACACAGAAGACCGCGCCGCCUUCGUCAUGCGCCAGCUGGACAAGCUCCUGCUCCCGUCGUUCCGGGCCAAUACGGCACAGAAGGAUGAACAGGACGUGGCGAGGGAGUCAAGCCGGGCGUCAUUGAGGCGGACUUGUCCUGCGCGCACGGCGCUGCUGACGCCUAUGUAUGACACCUUCCCUGGUUUUGUUCCUGAUAGAGACGAUGGCGGCGACGACGACGACGACGAUGAAGACGAGGAGGAGCUCGAGGAUGCGAAAGAUGAGGAUUAUUGGAACGAUAGGACGGUGCUGCAGUCGCCUGUGCAUCCAUCCACCACCUCUGGGACACUACCUCUCGGCCUAGGUCGCGAUCGAGGGCUCCUCGUGGACAAGUACCUGCCGCACGCAAUCCUCGCCAACGACAUCGGCGGGAUCGUCGAGAAAAUCGGACCAGACGUGCAAAAGUUCUCCGUGGGCGACAGGAUUGUCGGACAGUCCAACAUCCUCUCCGGCGGCGCAGACCAAGCCGGACUGCAACAGUUCUGCGUCCUCGACGCGGAGUACGCCGCGCCCAUCCCCUCCGCUCUGAGCUUCGACCAGGCGGCGACGAUCCCCGUGAACGCGAUGGCGAGCUUCAUCGCCCUAUUCGACGCGUCCGGGCUGGAGCUGGCGCCUGCAUUCCUGGGCCCGUUGGCGACGGCGGCGACGGCGUUCGACUACCGCCACGAAGCGAUCGUCAUCAUCGGCGGCGGCUCCAACUGCGGGAAAUUCGCCCUCCAGUUUGCGCGCCUGGCCGGCUUCGGGAAGAUCAUCACCACGGCCAAGAUCCGCGACGGCAGCGAGCGGUCGCUCCGGGAUCUCGGGGCCACGCACGUCAUUGACCGGGACGCCGCCGAUGUCGAAGACCAGAUCCGGGCGCUGGUCGGAGACGACCUGCUGUAUGCCUUUGAUCCCGUCAAUGGGGCUCAUCAGCUGGCGCUGGAGCUUCUCUCUACCACCAAGAAGGGGUCGUUGGCAACGCUGGUGCGCGGAGAGGCGGAUCCGGUAAUCGCUGCCCGGAAACGCGCGGGCUUUAAGAAGAACCAGAUUCUUGGAGUCAGUGACGUGCACAAGGAGCUGGCUGCGCAGUUCUGGAGGGAGCUACCCGGCUGGAUUGAGGCAGGAAAGCUCCAGCCGCUGGACUAUACGGUCAUUGACGGACUCGACGCUGGGAAAGUCAACAGCCUGCUCGAUGAUUACCGCGACGGUCGGCCGGUAGUCAAGACUCAUGUGCAUCCCAAUAAUGGGAGUUUGAUCGAGAAUGGGCAGACCAGCUUGUAA